Daldinia vernicosa is the source of this 1424-nucleotide messenger RNA. RefSeq lists its product as uncharacterized. NCBI's taxonomy places the organism in Eukaryota, Fungi, Ascomycota, Sordariomycetes, Xylariales, Hypoxylaceae. Bases 387 to 779 code for a protein of 130 amino acids. The transcript is spliced from 2 exons. Gene Ontology annotation, biological process: 2-oxoglutarate metabolic process. The record is from RefSeq and is a predicted model, not a curated record.
ACUUGGAACUCGGAAAUAUCAGGAUUUGACUGACACUUUAUUGCACUCUCCUCUUGCUCAAUUUCUGAUCAAAGCCACUCUUCCGUGCUCCAUUAAUAAUAAGCAGAAAAGAGGAAGAAAAACCCAAUAAGAAAGUUAUAAGAAAGUUUAUCCAACAUCAUUAUCUAAAAGUCUAUUAUACUUCAAUAUCAACUGGUUGCUCUACUAAGCUUCCACUCCAACCUUCGCGUUUUCCCCCAACAGAAAGUCCGAACUUCGCCGGUAUAAAACUACCUCUGUCGCUAUUAAUUUAUAAAGCCGAGGCAAAGAUAUUUUUUGCCAUAUUUCUCUCCUCCAAUCUGCUCACCCUAGAAAACAAACGUCCUAUAUUUUCAUUCCCAAUCACAAUGUUCGCUACACGAGUUUUACGUCAAGCGGCAGCACACGCCGAGCGCACUCCCUUGAUUCGCUUCAUCGGCAAGCGAACCAUUCCUGAAAACGUAGACCACACCCCGCAACCUCACCCGGCCUCCCCCAGCGGCGCCCUCCCGUCUGCCGGCAACUCUCACACAUCUUUCUCCUCGUACCGCGACCACGCUCAGCAGCACGGUCCUCUACGUAAGACCAUUGGCGCCGCCGGUGGCAUUGGCGCCCAGUCGGCCGCCAACCUCGGCCCUGUUGAACCUCCGAAGGGCUAUUACUUCGACCGCAACGAGCUGCCUGAGCGCUUCCACCGCGUUCCCCUCACGGCGGCCGAGAUUGAGGCCAUCGAGACAGGCGGCGCUGCUUUGUUCGGUUGAGGCCCCCGCUCUAUCUUGGCGGGUAUAGGACGCAGCUGUACCCGUGCGAGUAUGACAAACAUACGAUGUUAGAUGUUGUGAAUUCGGCGGCAGAGCAGAACGGCGGGCAAGCUGCAUUUCUCGAUGCUUCUGAUGGUUUAUAAUUUGAUGGCAUUCAAUUAUGAAGGACAUGGAGAGCAUCGAGCCGUGACCUCCUGAUGGGACGAACUGUCCAGGUGAAUCAACUACACCGAGCAUUCGUUACCUAUAUAAAGGGUCCCAUAUUCUCAGUUACAUUAUGUAUCUAUGGCUUAUGCAAAGGUGGGGAGGUUCAACUGAAAUUAAUUCCCAGCAUUGGAGGUGCGUCAAAAGGGUUACGUUUUUGUGAGGUCGCCAUAAAGGGUUCUAGCAUGAGUUUGGCGCUUCGGGGUUUAUCAGACGAGGUAUGGAAGAAUGAGGAUGAGGAGACGAUAGCCGAGACGACAGUUCGCGAGAAAUAGGGAUACCCCGUGGUCGUGUGGAGGUCGUGUAGAGGAUAGCGUUGCCUUAUUUUUCCUUUGCUAUGAUGUGUACGAUGUCGCUAAGAGACAAAAUACAAUAGGAUGAUUAUGUAAAUUUAUAGCCCCAGCAGCUGGGUUAGAACGAAGAUCACUUGUCUCUGAAAAA